AUGUUUUUCGUUUCAUUAUCACAGCCAAGUGGUUUCGCAGCUUUGGUGCUUGCGAUAUGCCAGUUUUUCCUUUGCGUUGAGGCUGCUCAACUGCCUUCCCGACCAUGGCGCAGAGCUACUGAUGAGACCGGAGUCAAGCGGCGGCAAGAGGGCAGUCCAACCGCACCCAACUUCAUCCGAAGAGCGCACCACGACUCCAUCGUCCUUGGAGACUAUAUCUACAUCGACGGCGGAGAGGUUUCGCAGUACAUUAAUGGCAAGGCCGACUCCCUAUCUGUUCGCCAAAACAACAACACUCUUUCCAUCUACCUUGGCUCGUCCUGGGACGCCUCAAGCGUGGAGAUACAGACCAUCGACAAGCAAGACGCACCCGUCUACAAGGAUCCCAGUCUUUGGUCCAACGGCAAAGAUGGAAUAUACAUGUUUUCUGGCGAACCGAGCUAUUACUUAGACGAGACAUCUGCAGAUAUAGCGCUCUGGAAAUUCACAGCAACAUCAUCUGGAAGCGGAACCUGGGACAAGCAGAAUCCGUCCGACGCGCGGGGGUUCAACCAAUUAACACGGCCUGCCAUGGCGCUUGCAGCCAGCUACCACAAUACUGGCUAUGUACUCGGAGGUUGUGCGUCUGGGGUACCAGUGCCUGGAAUGGUGUCUUACAACUGGACGAGCGGGCAAUGGAGCAACGCUUCGACCUCGGCGUAUACGGCUUUGGGAACAGCGGUUGCGGGUAAGUUGCAUCAUGUGCCGAUGUAUGGGAAGGACGGCUUGCUGUUCUUGCUCGGGGGAUCGAGCACUGCGACCAUGACGGGGUGCCGUGAGAAUGGACGCGAUCGCUCGCAAAUCCCUUUCAACAACAUCACUAUCUACGACCCUGAGGAUGGGAAGUGGUAUUCGCAGACUACAACUGGGGACUCUCCUCCCAUGAGAGAAACAUUUUGUCUCGUAGGGGCUCAGGGGAACAACGACACAUAUGAAAUAUUUGUUAUGAGCGGGUACGACUCGUUCCAUGAAAAGACACUGGAUGACAUGUACAUUCUUUCGCUCCCAGGCUUUCAUUGGUUCCGCGUCUCUGACACAUCCGGCUCGAAUCGUUAUGCUCACACCUGCAACCUUGUUGGUAAUCGACAAAUGCUCUCCAUUGGAGGCAUAGACUGGGACAAAGGAUUUCCUGAGGCUUGGCAGGAUGUUGACCCGUGGGAGCAAGGUCUCGGCGUAUUCGACUUGACAGAGCUGAAAUGGAAAACCAACUACGACGCCGGUGCCGACGCCUACAAAUCACCGCAAGUGGUACAGGACUGGUAUAAUCAAGGUAACGCAAAAGAUGUCGCGUGGAGGGACGAUCAAGUCCGCGCACUCUUCUCUGCCGAAACCGCUGCUCAGGCGGGACCCAGCAACAGCAGUAGCAGCAGAGACGAUGAAGACGGCUCUACCUCGAACAACACGGGUGCCAUUGUCGGCGGCACAGUCGGCGGCGUUGCAGCCCUGCUUCUUCUGGCCUGUCUAGCAUGGUUUCUUCUCCGGCGGCGAAAGCGAGCAAACUCUGCAAAUAUCCAUGGAGCCACAUCUCAGCCGAUCACCUACACACACCAGCAGGAGUAUCCUAACAAUUUCAGUGACGUCGGAUAUAGGCCUGUCGCCGAGGCAGAUUGGGAACGAGCUGUGUCAGAGAUGCCGGCGAAUAAGGUCGUUCGGGAGCUGCCUAAUGCUACUUCGGUGCAGGAACUGCCGAACUAG
Aplosporella prunicola CBS 121167 is the source of this 1734-nucleotide messenger RNA. RefSeq lists its product as uncharacterized. The transcript is spliced from 4 exons. The coding region runs from base 1 to 1734 and encodes 577 amino acids. Gene Ontology annotation, molecular function: protein binding. The record is from RefSeq and is a predicted model, not a curated record. Lineage: Eukaryota; Fungi; Ascomycota; Dothideomycetes; Botryosphaeriales; Aplosporellaceae.